UCCGGUAGUAGUACCUUUUGUGUUUUUUGUGGGCGGCAGGCGUCCAAGGCGGAGCACGCGUCGGUGCUGCUGUGGAGUGCCAGCACGUGGCGCCAGCUGCAGGCGCUACCGUGCCACGCCCUCACCGUCACGCAGAUGGCCUUCUCGCCUGACGCCGCCAUGCUGCUGCUGGUCUCCAGAGAUCGCACGUGGUCUCUGUGGCAACGACAACAGGCUCAUUCAGAGCCUCAGUAUCGUUUGUACGCGCACACUACGAAAGACACAUCGGUGCACAGCCGGAUCAUCUGGUCAUGCGAUUGGAGUCCCGACGGCACAUACUUUGUGACGUCCAGUCGGGACAAGAAGGUGCUGGUGUGGGGACCUUGUACAAAGGAUAACCGUAGCAACUCUGUCGCUCUUGCUGAGGUGAAGCCAUGCUCCUCAAUCUUGGAUGUGGGCGAUUCUGCUACGGCCGUCACCUUCUGUCCCCAGCUCUACUCCGACAACAGUUAUCUGCUGGCCGUGGGACUGGAGUGCGGUCGGAUAAUCGUGUACGGGUGGAGGCCCGGCGGAGAUCGUGCCGGAGGCCAAGACUGGAUCAGAUACGGAGAAACAGACCCUUCACAAAGUCACACUCUGGCCAUCAAAAGGUUGCGCUGGAGGCCCCGCGCGGGCCGAGCAGGGGUCCCGGAGGAGCGCGCCUGGCUGCAGCUGGCCAGUGCUGGCGCCGACCACGCUGUCAAGAUCUUCGACAUCAACACAGAGGCUCUUUAGCACCACCUGUUGCCACCCUUGUGCACAGAUAACUAUAAGAAACCAUGUUUUGUUUUGUUUUUUUUUUAAUUUAUACUGACCAAUAAACAACACUUUUUUUUGUAUGA
Hippocampus comes (tiger tail seahorse) is the source of this 860-nucleotide messenger RNA. Its product is annotated as elongator complex protein 2-like. The transcript is spliced from 5 exons. The annotation marks the transcript as partial. Gene Ontology annotation, molecular function: protein binding. Gene Ontology annotation, cellular component: elongator holoenzyme complex. The record is from RefSeq and is a predicted model, not a curated record. Gene Ontology annotation, biological process: tRNA wobble uridine modification. NCBI's taxonomy places the organism in Eukaryota, Metazoa, Chordata, Actinopteri, Syngnathiformes, Syngnathidae.